Molecule: messenger RNA, 2184 nt
Organism: Miscanthus lutarioriparius
Lineage: Eukaryota; Viridiplantae; Streptophyta; Magnoliopsida; Poales; Poaceae
Source: the annotation of a GenBank genome assembly
AUGUUGUUCCAUGAAGCAUCUCCGCUGAGCAUCAUAUCUGGGAGUCCAAAUAUCAUGGACCUUGUUAAAUGUCAUGGUGCUGCUCUUUUGCAUGGUGACAGAGUAUGGCGGCUAUGCAUAACUCCAACGGAGCCUCAGAUACGUGAUAUAUCCUCGUGGCUGUCAGAGGUUCAUAUGGAUUCCACCGGUUUGAGUACUGAUAGCCUUGUUGAUGCUGGAUAUCGAGGAGCAGCUUCCCUUGGUGACAAGAUUUGUGGGAUGGCAAUGGCUAAGAUUGGCCCAAAUGAUAUUGUUUUCUGGUUCAGGUCACAUACAGCUGCUGAUAUCAAAUGGGGUAGUGCAAAGCAUAAUCCAUCUGACCAGGAUGAUAGCAGAAGAAUGCACCCUAGGUUGACGUUCAUGGCAUUCCUCGAGGUUGUUAAGAUGAAAAGUAUGCCGUGGAAUGACUAUGAGAUGGAUGCCAUCUGCUCAUUGCCGCUCAUACUUAGAGAUAGGAUGAAUGGUGACGCAAAACCAACCGGGGCAGCUGGUUUAGAUAACCUGCAGAUUGAUGACAUCAAACUUGAUUGUCUUGAUAAAUUGCACAUGGUUACAAGUGAAAUGGUUCAUAUGGUGGAAGCAACAAGUCCUCUAAUCUUGGCUCUAGAUGUUAACGGAUUACUCAAUGAAAGGAACCAGAACAAUGCUAUCAAGUCAGCCAAGGAUUCUUUCGAUGCAAAUGGAUUGGUCAGUGGAUGGAACCUUAAGUUAGUGGAGCUGACAGGAUUGAUAGUGGAGGAGACUGUAGGAAGGCACAUACUUACCCUGGUAGAGCAAUCAUCUUUACCAGUUGUACAGAAAAUGCUAUACUUGGCUCUGGAUGGCAAAGAAGAGAAGGAGGUUCGAUUUGAAAUGAAAACUCAUAGUUCGAGGGCAGAUGAUGGGCCAGUUAUCUUGGUUGCAAAUGCUUGUUCCACCAAUGAUAGUUAUGGCCAUGUAAUUGGGGUGUGCUUUGUGGCCCAAGAUAUGACUGUUCAUAAGCUGGCCAUGGACAAAUUUACUCGGGUUGAUGGAGACAACAAGGCAAUAAUUCACAACCCAAACCCACUCAUUCCUCCUAUAUUUGGUGCUGACCAGUUUGGGUGGUGCUCCGAGUGGAAUGCCGCCAUGACUAAGCUCACUGGGUUCCAUAGAGAUGAGGUGAUGGAUAAGAUGAUUGUUGGUGAAGUCUUUGACAGUAGCAAUGGCUCUUGUCUUUUGAAGAAUCAUGAAUCAUUUGUACGCCUUCGCGUCAUUAUCAGCAGUGCGCUGUCUGGCAAACAAACAGACAAGGCUACAUUUGGCUUCUACAACCGAAAUGGAAUGGACAUUGAAUGUAUUCUGUCGGCUUAUGGAAAAGAAAACACAAAUGCCGUCAUUGAUGGAGUAUUCUGCUACAUACAAGUUCACAGCCAGGAGCUGCAGCAUGCACUACAUGUGAAGCAAGCCUCAGAGCAGACGACCUUAAGAAAGAUGAAGGCUUUCUCCUACACGAGAUAUGCUAUCAACAAUCCUCUCUCAGGUUUGCUUUACUCGAGAGAAGCACUGAAGAGCACGGGUUUGAAUGAAGAGCAGAUGAGACACCCCAAUGUUGCAGACCAUUGUCACCACCAGCUCGACAAGAUACUUGCCGACAUUGAUCAUGAUAACAUAACUGAUGAGUUGUUUUGCUUCGAGCUGGAGAUGGUUGAAUUUGUGUUGCAAGAUGUGGUACAGGGUGCUAUAAGUCAAGUAGUGACAGCUUGUAGGGACAAAGACAUUGGAGUCCUUUUAAACCAGUCAGAGGGAUUUACGAAGGAAAAAGUUUAUGGUGAUGGAAUUCGACUCCAACAGAUUCUCUCCGACAUUCUAUUUGUUUCAGUGAAGUUCUCUACAGUUGGGGGUUGUGUUGAGAUUUCCUGCAACCUGACCAAGAAUAGCAUAGGCAAAAGCUUUGAUCUAGAACUUAGGAUCAAACACAAGGGAUUAGGUGUCCCUGGGGAAAUCUUGUUAGGAACUUGCAAGGAUGGCAUCAAAGAUAUGUCAGGGGAGGCUUUGAGCCUUGUAAUUUCAAGAUACUUUCUGAAGCUUAUGAAUGGUGAUAUUCGUUAUGUGAGGAAAGCUAGCACGUCAACUUUCAUCCUCACGGCUGAACUUGCUUCUUCUCCUGCAGCCAUUGGACAAUGA